Messenger RNA from Hipposideros armiger (great roundleaf bat), 2980 nucleotides. RefSeq names its product solute carrier family 37 member 3 (gene SLC37A3). Gene Ontology annotation, biological process: transmembrane transport. The transcript has 15 exons. The record is from RefSeq and is a predicted model, not a curated record. The coding region runs from base 194 to 1675 and encodes 493 amino acids. Lineage: Eukaryota; Metazoa; Chordata; Mammalia; Chiroptera; Hipposideridae. Gene Ontology annotation, molecular function: transmembrane transporter activity. Gene Ontology annotation, cellular component: endoplasmic reticulum membrane.
CCGGAAACCCUGGCCGCGGCGUCGGGGUUGAGGUGGCGGUGGAGGCGGCCAGCAGGCAGCGGAGCCCCGCUGAGUGAUUGGAACGGCCAGCCAGAGAGCGGCGAUCAUUGCGGGUCUCGGGUAGAGAAGAAAGGAUGUAAAUCGUUCGCUACCCAAACUUGAAGGCCAGAGGCGAGAAGGAAGGCCGGAGAACAUGGCCUGGCCAAGUAUUUUUCAGCGAGGAACGCUUCUCUCCCAGUUCAGCCAUCAUCAUGUGGUCGUGUUCCUGCUCACCUUCUUCAGUUAUUCAUUGCUCCAUGCAUCAAGAAAAACAUUUAGCAAUGUCAAAGUCAGUAUCUCUAAGCAGUGGACCCCAAGUGCAUUUAACAAAACACUUGAACCUGUAGAGGUCUGGAGCAGCAACCAUCUGUUUCCCAAUGCGGAGGAAGCCACUCUUUUCCUCGGGACGCUGGAUACUAUCUUCCUCUUCUCCUAUGCCGUGGGCCUUUUCAUCAGCGGAAUUGUUGGGGAUCGGCUAAAUUUACGAUGGGUUCUGUCAUUUGGCAUGUGCUCUUCUGCGUUAGUGGUCUUUGUCUUUGGCACUGUCACGGAAUGGCUGCACUUCUACAACAAGUGGCUGUACUGCUGCCUGUGGAUCGUGAACGGCCUGCUGCAGUCCACGGGUUGGCCUUGUGUGGUUGCCGUCAUGGGCAACUGGUUUGGGAAAACCGGACGAGGAGUUGUGUUUGGUCUGUGGAGUGCCUGUGCUUCAGUGGGCAAUAUUUUGGGAGCGUGCCUAGCUUCUUCUGUACUGCAGUAUGGCUAUGAGUAUGCCUUCCUGGUGACGGCGGCUGUGCAGUUUGCUGGUGGCGUCAUCAUCUUCUUUGGACUCCUGGUGUCACCAGAGGAAAUUGGUCUCCCUGGUAUUGAGGCGGAAGAAAAUUUUGAAGAAGACUCGCACAGGCCAUUGAUUACUGGUGCUGAAAAUGAAGAUGAAUAUGAGCCUAACUAUUCAGUCCAAGAAGGCAGUGCUAUCACCCAAGUCAAGGCAAUAAGCUUUUAUCAGGCUUGUUGCCUUCCUGGAGUUAUACCGUACUCGCUGGCCUAUGCCUGCUUGAAGUUAGUCAACUACUCCUUCUUCUUCUGGUUGCCCUUUUAUCUGAGCAACAACUUUGGAUGGAAGGAGGCCGAAGCCGACAAGCUGUCCAUUUGGUACGAUGUUGGAGGAAUUAUAGGUGGAACUUUACAAGGCUUCAUCUCUGAUGUAUUACAGAAGAGGGCACCAGUGUUAGCCCUGAGUCUGCUUCUGGCCAUUGGGUCCCUCGUUGGAUACAGUCGCUCUCCAAACGAUAAGUCCAUUAAUGCACUGCUGAUGGCCAUCACAGGAUUUUUUAUUGGUGGACCUUCUAAUAUGAUUAGCUCUGCUAUUUCUGCGGACCUGGGUCGCCAGGAGCUGAUCCAAGGGAGCAGUGAGGCUUUGGCGACCGUCACCGGAAUUGUUGAUGGAACUGGGAGCAUUGGAGCUGCCGUGGGCCAGUAUUUAGUGUCUUUGAUCCAAGACAACCUAGGAUGGAUGUGGGUUUUCUACUUUUUCAUUCUCAUGACAAGUUGUACAAUUCUGUUUAUUUCACCAUUAAUAGUGAGGGAAAUAUGCUCUCUUAUGCAAAGACAACAAGCUCACAUAUUGAGUGAGUGACUGGUGCCCACAAAAGAACAAGAACGAUAGGAGACACAUCAGGACAAUUAUUUCUUUUAAUUCAUCCUAUUUUGGGCUUGUCUUAAGAGCUCCAACAUAACCUCAGAUUACCGAGCCUCUUUCAACAGUCUUAGCCGCUUGAGAUGCUGACCAGAGUGGAGGCUGGGCUGUUUUGCUACACUACAGAAAUUGUCGCCGAAGAUUUUUAUUGUUUCAUGAAUGUACAAAUGGCCUAUGAAUCUGCCAGUGUCUUCGUUUGGCCUUUUGAGGUCAGUUCCUUUAACCUUAAAUGCUCUGUUGGACUUGGACCCUUGUUCCUAACCUGGGAAGCUAAGUGACAACGCAGCAGCCAUGCAUGCUUAUAUCAAGGACGGGCUCCAUGAAUAGAAAGGCCCGUUGCAUUUUGCUUUGGUAAUGAGUUUGCAGACAGUGGCUCAUCUUUGAAACAUCAAAUCCUGAUAAAGCUCUCAAGCUGGACCCAGCAUAGCCAGCCUUGGACCAAGAGCGCCUUUGUAAACAAUGGUGGGAAAAAUCCUCCUACGUGCUGAUUGGCUCAGCCACUCUGCAUCCGCUCUAAAGUGGUUCAGGUCCAGAAGCAGAAACAUCUUCAAAGCGUUGUCAGCGUGUUCUCUUCCAUUUUCAUCAGCAUUAAAUAACUGACUCCUGGAAGCAUUUAGUCAGCCUUUCAAGGACCAUAAGGUUGAUGAGUUGUCGCAAGCAUUCCAACGGGUAACCCACAACUGACGUACCCAACCCCUGAUUUGCUGUCUGGGACCUUCAGGCUCCACAAGAGAGCUAAUCCGCGCAGCCUUGUUUUCAGAGGAUCGAUCUGUGUCACAACCGAAUUCCCUGAGUUACCUCAGUAGAAGACAAGAAUUAGAGAAAAAGGAAAGACCUUUUGCCCUAGUAAGCAUUAGGUGUAUGAUGCUGAAUCACAUUAAUGGGUCAUUAAGGCCUGAGGGGUAUCUAGGUAUCUAUUCUUUAGAAGUUUGUAGAGUAUAUACAUCUUCAUGGCUAUGAAUUCUAUACAAAUGGUCAAUAUUUUAAGGUCAUUCUGUACAUAUAUUUUAAAUUAUGUAAGCAAAUGUGGGGGGACAUGUGCAAUUUUGAGGGCUGCCUAAUUUGCAUUGGGUUAGGGAAUAUUUUUCAACCUCCUGCUUUAUACUCUGAAAUGUGGUGUGUUUGUGAAUUGUUGAUGUUAUUUAAUCAAGCAGAUUUUCAAUCAGUUAAUUAAUUGCUUAUGACUGACAAAAAGGGAAAUGAUGAAACACAGGAGGGGUAAAUAAAUUGACUUUUUAUAAUAAA